CCUCCAUCGCAACGCCAAGGCGGCAGCUGACGUGGAGUACCCGGCGUACGGUGUCACAGGCCCCAACAAGGACGUCAGCCCCACGGGUGACCGGCGCCUCGCCCAGUCUGCGCAGAUGUACCACUACCAGCACCAGAAGCAGCAGAUCCUCGCCAUGGAGAGCCGCGCGGCGGGCGGGCGCAGAGGCUCCAUGUCGGAGGCGGAGAGCGAGGACGAAAACGAGGAGGGCGACUACACCGUGUACGAGUGUCCUGGCCUCGCCCCGACGCAGGAGAUGGAGGUGAAGAACCCCCUGUUCCAGGACGACCCCACCCCGGCGACCCCGGCGCCCGGGGUGGGCGCGGAGGCCGGACACGACGGUGACGGUCUCCCGGAGGGCGGCAAGCAGCAGCAGCAGGCGGGCAAGACCAAGCAGGACAAGCACAGUAACAACGGCAAGACCACCAGAAGUAAGCCGAGCGACAAGUCGGACCGGCCGUAAGAGCCUCGCGCGGCACUGCGGCAGGAUCCGGCAGGACUUCGGCAGGACAUCGCGUGCUUCCACCCCGCCGCGCCCCGCGCCACGCGUCCGCCACGCCUCCCCCACACCCUUCCUUGACCUUCCCCGCCCACCCCCCUCCCUCCCUCAUCAUCUUAUGCGGAGCCAACCACGACGCUGACGUGGCCGGCUCCGUAGGAGCCACUGCAGCCACUGGAGUCAUUAGAGCCGGUGGAGCUACUGGAGCCACUGGAGUCGCUGGAGCUACUGGAGUCACUAGAGCCGAUGGAGCUACUGGAGCCAGUGGAGCCACUGGAGCUACUGGAGCCAAUCGAGUCUCUAGAGCCGAUGGAGAGCCGAUGGAGCGACUGGAGCCGCUGGAGCCACUGGAGUCACUGGAGCAGCUGGAGCUACUGGAGCCACUGGAGCGACUGGGGUCCAAGUCAUCGUUUCGAAAUAAUAAAAAGACCCAUUAUUGGCUAAACAAUCCAAGAUGAUGGUUGUAAAUUUUUUUUCGAAUUUUUUCUUUUUUUUUUCUUCAAUUUAUCCUUGUAAGUCGAGACGAGCAGAAGCCCCUCAAAGAUGGCAUGUGGCGUGGCCCGCCGCUGUGCGCUCGCUUGUGCGUUGCGUGCGGGCUUCUCAGAAAGCCGCAGAGCGGGAAUGCGGCGCAAAGGAUCGCCUGCUCGUGAGCAACGCAAAAGUGAGGGUUUGGCUCAUCGAUUGUAAAGAAAAACAUGGACUUGCCGCUCCGGGAGCGUUGCAGUCGAACCCGCCCUAUAUUACCCAUAUGCCCCGGUCGCCCCGUAACGCGAUAGUGGCUGUCUGCCUCGAUCUGUGUGCGUUCCGGGGGGAUUCUGGGGUGUUUGCAGCUUCCCUGAGGAGGUCGGGGCUGAACCGGUCACUUUACUGCUGUUCGCCGCCCUCCCCCGCAACUGCACGCCCUCUCCGUUUAGCUUGUAUCAAGUACCUGAUUUCCGCUUGGGGAGGCAAAUGGCUUGGAUCUGGACGGACAGUAAGAACACUACUCCCUAGCUUUUAUCGGAACUAUUUCUUAAGGCGAUGCCUUAUUGGAAGGCGCUAUCCAACCAAGCUACUUAGAUGUGUCCCUUUUACCCUGUGGUAUUUUUUAAUUAUUUUUUUUUUUUGCUGUUGUUCACCCUUCCUGUUUAAAAUAGCUACAAAGUACAAAGAUAUUGUCACGGAGUGGCUGACUCUGAUUGUUUGUUGCUUAUAGCAACAUUCAUGAGUGCACUACUGAGUGCAGAUUGUGUGCGAUAUGUUGCGCGAGAGGUAGGAUGUGUGUGUGACAACGAUCACCCUAUUUGAAGGCCUAGUGUUAGGUGUCUUACAAGGUCGGCGAGUAGAACCUCUGGGCGUCUGGGUAUGGGUGCGUAAACUUCUUCUUGUAACUACUAUACGAUAUUCUUAAAGAUUGAUAUGGGAAGUUUGUGAAUGGAUAGAUACUGAGCCCCACAAAUCUUUCAAGUUUACACUUGAUUUCAAAAAGCACACCGUCAAUUUUCUAGGGAAUAGUUUGCUCCGACUAUGUUUCUUACGAGUGGUUUCCCGUACGCGCCCUAACUGAACCUGACUGGCGGCCUAAGGGGCAGUAGGCAACCCUUCGUGCAAGUCGCGCGAAUGAGGUGCGAGCUUCAGUGAACUAUUCUAGUCAAAAAGUCUUAAAGUCUGCUCACUGGACAAGUGUGUGGCAGAGUGCUCUCAAAACUCAACAGUAGGACUACGGCUCCACCGUUGUCUCAAAUUGCUCUACUGAUGCCUCUGUAGGGACACGGAGACGCUCUGUUGCAAACGUAGGGCAACGCUUGUCCUCCACUAGGACAGUUUGCCCGACGCGUACUUCAGGAGGGACGUGAUUGAAGAGAGUAGCAUUAAGAAGAGUCAAUCGUAUCGACCCGGCGCUUGUCGGCCUCAUUUUGUGAAAGUGUAGCAGGCAAACGGAAAGAAAGGGGACAUUCCCGGGGCCGCUGUCACCCCAUGCCAACAAAAGCGGAAAUUCUCUCAAUUUUGUUAAGCCUUGCUGGCUGACCGUAAAAAAUAACAGUAUUAUCUGGAUCAAGUUUAAAAGAAAAUAAAAAAAAUAGUCGACUGCAUGUGUAUCAUGGAAAAAUUUGAGUACGAACCAAUCACGUAACGCCCUCGACUCAGCUUUUAGAAUUUACUAAUUCAGACGUUUGAAAUAAUUUCCGAGUCGACACCUGGCUAUGUUCUGUGCUUUAACCUGCAUAUUUUUGUUCAUGUAACUUAUUUAUUUUAGUUGUAAUAUUAUAAUAAAUAUUGUACUUAUAUUUUACAAGUGAUUUUGAUCUCUUACAGCCAUGUAUUGGAUGAAAAAUAUGCCUAGUCAUAGUAGCCCCGAAUAAGUGAAAAGCUAUUUUAACUGAAAACAUUAGCAAAAUAAUGCUUGUCUCAAUUCCACCUUAAUAAGGUGUUUUAAGAUUAUUUCUCUUCACCUAUCCUUUGUGUAAGCUUUUGCAUGGCCCUAAUACUGAUAAGUUCAAGUACUAACUAAACGAGGUUACUUCCGGGUCACAUCUGCAGGUGAAAAUUUCAGAAAGGUUGAAGGAAGGUGUGCCAAAAAUAAGUUGUUUGUGGUCAUGGAUUUCAUUGCCUUAAUUGUAAUCGUAUUGUGAACCGGAGCGAGUCGCCCGACAUGUAAAUCGUGUAGUUCAAAGUUUCUUUCUACGGAUUAGACAGUCUUCUAGAAUUCUUCUAAGAACAUUUCUUACAACACAAUUUACCCCUGGGUUAUUUGUGUUUGGGAAGACCUACCUAGUUCCCUCCGCUGAGUACAACACGGGGUCGGGCAGUUGGCGAUUCUCAACAGAAAAUAGACGUAGAAAGAACCGCGUGGAACAGAGUUUCUUUACGACUAUUGACUGAGCAUCACACUCGUGAUGGUAGGUAAACUGCCUGUAUAGUUAAACUACUGUCUCUACAUGAAAUUUACAUGCUUUUUGCUGUGCAUACAUUGCCAACAUAUCUCUGACUUAAUUUUAGCAGUUCCUAGAUAAAAUUCCACUACUACUGUGGGCUGUAAACCAAAUUAAUUUGCUCCUUUGUAUUAAAAUCACAUUGAGCGGGUGUUUGUUCGAGGUGGAAACAAAAAUGAUUUACCAGAGGGGGUGAUCUUCUGAUAAUAACAUCUAGAAGAUGAAAGACUUUUGCUCCUGGAGGUAUACGAUAGGCUGUGGAGCUAAAUCUUAUGUGCAUAAGAAACAAAAUUAUUUUAACACAGAUUAUUCUAUAAAAAUGAUAAAAUAAGAAAUAUAUUUGUAUAGUUUGCAAUAUGACAUACCGUGUAAUGUAGAGUCUGCUCUACAACGUUUUAAAAAAAUGCGCUGUACACUAUCAUUAUGUUAUGUCCCAUUAAACAGUUCACGAAUACAA
Molecule: messenger RNA, 3886 nt
Organism: Frankliniella occidentalis (western flower thrips)
Lineage: Eukaryota; Metazoa; Arthropoda; Insecta; Thysanoptera; Thripidae
Product: neural proliferation differentiation and control protein 1
Cellular component (GO): membrane
Source: RefSeq, a predicted model, not a curated record